AUGACUGAAGCUACUACUAGAGUCACCAGACAGUCGACCAGGGCCGCAACGGCUCGUGCUAAGACCGGCGCCAGUACAACUACCGGCAAUACUGGUGUUAAGAAAGAUGCUGUUGCACUGAGCAAAGAGAACAAUGGCACGAGCCAUAGCCACACAGCUCUAGACCCCCUAGAGUUUGGUGUGCUAGAAAGUACCGACCAUUUAUACGCACAACAGCCUCCUAGCAAAGAGGAGUUACGUCCGCAUGAAGAAGACCUUCCGAAAUAUCAUGUUUUUCUAGGAACAUACAUCAGUUAUCUAAUCCUCAUUAUUAUUGGACACAUUCGCGACUUCUGGUCCAAGCAUCUCAUUAGCAGUAAGUCUGCCAGUGGAUACAGUAAAGCACUCCGUCCCAAGAACGGAUACGCUCCAUUAAUGAGUGAUUUCGACAGUUUCUACACCCGUCGAUUGAAGUCGCGAUUGAAUGAUUGUUUUGCACGUCCUACCACUGGCGUUCCAGGCCGAUUCAUCACUAUACUAGAUAGAGAGCCUACUUCCGAGGACUACAGUACAUUCAACUAUCCAGGAACGACCAGCCAAUGCUUAAACCUCUCUUCAUACAACUAUCUGGGAUUUGCCCAAUCUGUCGGCCAGUGUACCGAUGCUGCGGAGAAGGCGAUUCUCGAAAAUGGCAUUAUUGCUGGAGCCCCUCGUGCUGCUGGUGGUACUUUGGAUAUGCAUUAUGAGACCGAGCAGAUUGUGGCCGAGUUUGUUGGCAAAGAAUCUGCCAUGUUAUGUUCUAUGGGUUAUGCCACUAAUGCGAAUAUUUUUUCUAAUCUCGUUGAUAAGCAUUGUCUCGUCAUUUCCGACGAACUAAACCACGCGUCUAUCAGAUUCGGAGUCCGUGUUUCAGGAGCGGUUAUCAAGAUUUUCAAGCACAAUGAUAUGGACGAUUUAGAGCAGCUGAUUCGUGAACAGAUCAGUCAGGGUCAACCAAGAACACAUCGUCCUUGGAAGAAGAUUCUCAUUGUUGUUGAAGGUUUGUACAGUAUGGAGGGAACCAUGUGCAAUCUGCCUAAACUGAUAGAAUUAAGAGAAAAGUACAAGAUUUACCUGUUUGUGGACGAGGCUCACUCUAUUGGAGCCAUGGGACCCACUGGAAGAGGUGUGUGUGAUUUCUUCAACGUGUCUCCUGCCAGUGUUGAUAUUCUCAUGGGCACCCUGACCAAGAGUUUCGGUGCUACUGGUGGAUAUAUUGCUGCUGACAGAGGUGUUAUUGACCGGUUGAAGAUUCAUAACAUGGCCAACUGUUAUGCCGAGGCAGUCACUCCACCAGUUCUGGCGCAAAUCCAGUCGUCUCUGCUGACUAUUGCCAAUAAAAUCAAUCCUGGAGAGGGCACCGAGCGUCUUCAAAGACUAUCAUUCAACUCUAGGUAUCUCCGCCUCGGACUCAAGAAGCUCGGAUUCAUUGUAUAUGGAGCCCCAGACAGUCCAAUCAUUCCUGUUAUGCUGUACCAACCGUCGAAGAUGCCAGCAUUCUCACGAGCCAUGCUACGUCAAAAGAUCGCAGUCGUAGUAGUUGGAUACCCUGCAACACCCCUGACCUCGAGUAGAGUGCGAUACUGUGUGUCGUCAGCACUCACCAAAUCCGAUCUCGACAGACUUUUGCGAGCAACUGCCGAGGUCGGCGAAGACCUCAACCUCAAAAUGAGCCAGGAAAUAGACGAGAAAACCGGCCAACUAAGACGAGAACAGCUCGACGACUUCCUUCCUACACUCGUCGAUGACUGUCGCAAAACUGACUGGGAGUAA
Sugiyamaella lignohabitans is the source of this 1791-nucleotide messenger RNA. RefSeq names its product serine C-palmitoyltransferase LCB2 (gene LCB2). Gene Ontology annotation, molecular function: serine C-palmitoyltransferase activity; pyridoxal phosphate binding. The record is from RefSeq and is a predicted model, not a curated record. Gene Ontology annotation, biological process: ceramide biosynthetic process; sphingosine biosynthetic process. Gene Ontology annotation, cellular component: serine palmitoyltransferase complex. The coding region runs from base 1 to 1791 and encodes 596 amino acids. Lineage: Eukaryota; Fungi; Ascomycota; Dipodascomycetes; Dipodascales; Trichomonascaceae. The transcript has a single exon.